Molecule: messenger RNA, 707 nt
Organism: Effrenium voratum
Lineage: Eukaryota; Dinophyceae; Suessiales; Symbiodiniaceae
Source: the annotation of a GenBank genome assembly
AGUCUUCUUUGGUUGUGGUUGCGUUGGAGGGCGGUGUGGCUGAUGACGGCCUGGGAGUUCUGAAGGCAGGCCAGAGCAAGGGCCAAUUCCCUGUUGGGUACCUUUACCUGGAGCGGCAUGACCAUCUCAAAGGCAUUGCCCGAGCAAGGCUCAUGUCGGAGAUUUCCGAGCUGCUAGUGUCCAAGGCCCUGACAGUGCCGGGAUUUACGCCAGGCCGCAACUCCAACCAGAAGAGCAAAGUGAACGUGUCUGAAGAGGCAAGGCUGUUCAGCGAAGGCUUAAAGGUGCUCAAGCUGGACACAGAAGCUAGGCUGGUGGUGCCUUCUGACUCCGACGUUGCUUCGUCUCACGCUUCAGCGUCGGUGUUCAGUACACUCGCUACAAUCCGGGAGAAGACAGAGAAAUUCAAGGUGCAAGUGGGCGCAGGUGACAGUGCGGACGCGGCGGUUACCUUCAAGAGCAAGGAGCUCUUUCAGCAGCGGCACACGGUGGCUCAAGUUCUCGGCUUUGACUUCUGCAAAGGGCUUAAGCUCCUUGUGCACUCCAGCGGCUGCGCGCUCUACAACGAGACUGACUCUGAGCUUGUGGUGGGGGCAAAGGGCCCCACGCCACUGAUCGGCUACGGAGCCAUGUCCGUGAUCACUUCAGCAGAGUCCGAGAAGUUCGGCGGACGCAAGAUGCAGUGGACCUUGACAUCCGCCACCGCA